Eleginops maclovinus (Patagonian blennie) is the source of this 2344-nucleotide messenger RNA. It is a transcript of the gene mturn, whose product is annotated as maturin, neural progenitor differentiation regulator homolog (Xenopus). Lineage: Eukaryota; Metazoa; Chordata; Actinopteri; Perciformes; Eleginopidae. The transcript is spliced from 3 exons. Gene Ontology annotation, cellular component: cytoplasm. Gene Ontology annotation, biological process: positive regulation of megakaryocyte differentiation; regulation of signaling. The record is from RefSeq and is a predicted model, not a curated record. The coding region runs from base 382 to 771 and encodes 129 amino acids.
UUGGCAGCAGGCCUGUGCAGCGCCUCGCUUAUGGACGGCUGCCCGGCUCCACUGUUCGUCAUCGCGUUUUUUCCAGCGUCCUCCUGCGUAUGCAUGUAUGCGACCGACGGGCUGAUUUCAUAACGUGGAGAGAGGAAGAGAGGAAUGGGGCAGUGAGAUCGGAUGUGCACCAGAACCUGGUAGGCAGUACAUUGCACCAUCAGUGUUAUUAUUAUCUUCACACGCGGGCCAUGCAGACAGUGCUUGAAGAGGCGAUGCGGUAGGUAGUGCAGGCUGCUGCUGAUGCUGCUGUCCGAUCAGCUGUUAUUUUUGUCUUGAGCAUCAUCGCCGUGAAAGAUCGAGAUCAAGGGACACCACCACCGCAGAACCGGAUAACAGAGGAUGGAGUUCAAGCAUCUGGUGGAGGCGGCGGAGAAGUGGUGCUCCGGUAACCCUUUCGACCUCAUAUUCGCCGAGGAGGACGACGAGAGGCGGCUGGACUUUUACGCAGAGCCCGGCGUCUCCUUCUACGUACUGUGUCCCGGAGGCAACGACAGUUUCCACGUGUGGAGCGAGAGUGAGGACUGCCUUCCCUUCCUACAGUUGGCCCAGGACUACAUCUCCUCCUGCGGGAAGAAGACCCUUCUGGAGGUGCUGGAGAAAGUCUUCACGUCCUUCAGGCCUCUGCUGGGUCUGCCAGACAUAGAAGACGACAGUUUUGAGCACUACCACGCUGACAUGGAGGGGGAACCGGGGCCCGACCACCAGCAGAUGGGGGUCAGCCAGCAGUGAUGAAUCCCCGGGACAAGGCCUGCAGCUGGGGUAGAGCUGCUCCGAAGCUCUGGGCCUCAACUCAUCAGCCCAAAACACUUACACUCUAAUCCAAACACACACAUACUUACGGCCAACUUGCUAAAAAUGCACCACCAUGUUCUUGAAUGUCAGUGGCUUUGCUUCCCAAAGAGUGCACUCUGGUGCACUGUAUUGAACGCCCCCCCCCAAACACACACACACACACAUUGUUAUAGAAGCUGCUGGGGCUACGUGAGCGGUAGCCACGUACAAUGCAAGUAUCAUAAUCAUUCACUAUCGGGUUAGUAAAAGUUCCACAGCACAGCAAUAUUACAUCAGCCUCAGCUGGCUUUGUUAUGCAGAAAAACAGAAAGAUGUUACCGCAAUACACACACUUCCCCCGUGACUUUGGAGAUGAAUGUGACCGAUAACCUACUUUCUCUGCCAGUCUGUUGACACAGAGGAUACACGAGAGCUAGCUGAAAAAACGGGUGUUAGACUGACAGUUUGUGGCUACGUGAAUCAACUGAAGUGAAGCAGAUUAAGAGAAAGAAAAGAAUAAAAAGAGGUGAAGCGGUUUAGUUUUCCACUUCAAACAAGGAGGAAAAACACUGAGAAAAGUAGACUGUAAUUAAAUGAAUUAUGUCUACAGAUUUCCUAUAACGGUAUAAAGUUAGUUAACCUGCUUAGAAAGCAAUAAUAUUAAGUUUAAAUAGAAAAUAUUAGGUUCAACUCAAUAUCAUUGCUUUCCACUAACCUAAUACAGUUAUGUGAAAUCUGUUGACAUUUUGCAUUUAAUUAAAGUUCAGUUUUUUCACUGAAUUUAGGGAAGUAUAGCUGGGACGUAGAUUUAAACUAGUUUUAAAUACAUGGUUAAAAUAGUCGCAUAGGUUACAGUAAAAAAAGCAUUUUUACACCUCAUGUGGAAAUCAAAAUGUGCAGCUUUACAGUAGCAUGGAUCAUUUCUUGAGGUCUCUUAAUGUUUCAAAGGCAGUGCACCUCAAAGAGUCACUUAAUGAGGACGUUUUUAAUCAAUGUUACUAUCAUAUGACCAUCACAACAAAGGCCCAUGCUGCAGCUUAAGCCCUUCCCCGGGCUCAUUGUCACAUGACACCCUUCUGUCCUGUAGUCUUCCUGCUUGUUCACAGUGUGCCCUUCUUUCUUAGCACAAUUAUAAUGAGUUCCCAAAUCUAGCCACUAUUUUUCUUUUGGCGUGUGUUGUUUUGGAAUCUAUCGGCUCCUUUUACAAGGUUUUCUCUUCAUCAUGAAGUGCACAACUAAUUCCCUAAAUGAUAUCAGAUGGAGGGAGACAAUAUUCGUUGCCUGCCACCUUCUGCCUGCCCUGUUAUCUCACAGUGUGUUGUUGUAUGUCACAUCCAGCGCACUGCAACGCUUCCUCGCCUUUCAGAAACACAUGCAAGACUGUUUUCAGAGAUUCAUCUUUAGCCUGUUUUCUUUGGCUUGUAAAUGUUUGUCCUUUUUAUUGCCUAUUUGAAUGUUUUAUCACGCAGUGUAUCUUUUGUUUGUCCUCCGAUGUGUGUGGAAUUGUUCAAUAAACCGUGUGAACAAAGUG